CUAGGCUUACUCUCUCGCUCUCUGUGUAAAUAUUUAAAAGACAGUUAUUCAUCAGCUCAGGAACAAAGAGCACGCUCUUGGAUUUGAGUUAUAAAAACAGGCUUUAUGAAGCUAGAAGACUGAAGCUGUGUCAACAUGGCGAUAAGCACAUCCUUCUAUAUAUUCCUCUCCUUUGCAUGUCUGGGAGCAAUCUCUUGCACUCCAGCAGUGUUCGUGGAGAAGGCGGCAGCCAAUGGGGUGCUGACGAGGCGGGUGCGGGCUAACUCCUUCCUGGAAGAGAUGAGGCCUGGCAAUCUGGAGAGGGAAUGCUAUGAGGAAGCGUGCUCCUUUGAGGAGGCCUAUGAAAUCUUCAAAAACAAAAAAAAAACUGAUGAGUUUUGGAACAAAUACAACAGACAACCUAAUUUCAGAAACCAGUGUUUGUCAAACCCGUGCUAUAACGGAACCUGUAUACAGCAGACUGGGGAUUUCUUCUGCAACUGUAAGCCUGAAUUCGAAGGCAGACUCUGCCAAUUCCCUGUUUCUGCCACAAAUUGCUCGGAUGACAAUGGGGGCUGUGAUCAUAUCUGCAAUGAAGACCCAGACAAGACGAGGCGGUCGUGUGGCUGUCUGCCAGGAUACAAACUCAAAAAUGACCAUCGACAAUGCCAGGCAACAGAUGCUUUUCCAUGUGGUAAGGUUCAAGUGGCAAAAGCUGAGAAACCUGAACUAGAUGAACCGAGGAUCAAGCCCUUGGUGGCUGGAGGACAGAAGGGGAAGAAGGGACAAAGCCCCUGGCAGGCACUCAUUCUGAAUGCGAGUGGGAGGUUCCAUUGUGGAGGGGUGCUGAUUGACCACUCCUGGGUGCUGACAGCUGCGCACUGUGUCCAGGAUGGGACCAAGUUCAGUGUUAGACUGGGGGAUUAUGAGAGGCGCCGCUUUGAGGAUACAGAGAUCACCAUUCCUGUCUCUGAGGUUGUGUGUCAUGCCAACCAUGACAAAGACACAGCAGACAAUGACAUCGCCCUGCUGCGUCUGCAAACGCCAGUCACCUACACCAAGUUUAUCGUGCCGGUGUGCCUGCCUCAACGUAACCUCGCCGAACAGAUGCUGAUGCGAAAUGGCACCAACGUUACUGUGACAGGGUGGGGGCGGGAAAGGGAGAAUUCCACCAGCUACAGCUCCGCCCUCAACUUCAUUGAGAUCCCGUUGGCCCUUCGGGAACAGUGCGCUGAGCUAAUGCUGAACCCGCUGACAGAUAACAUGCUGUGUGCCGGUGUGUUGGGAGGGAGCAAGGAUGCCUGCAGUGGGGACAGUGGGGGUCCAAUGGUCACAAAAUUCAAGAGAUACUGGUUCCUGGUGGGGCUGGUCUCCUGGGGGGAAGGCUGCGGACGGAUGGACAAGCUGGGGGUCUACACUAAAGUCAGCAACUACCUGGAGUGGAUCAAAAAUGUCAGAAAGGAGAAGAACAGUAGAGUUUGAACCAUUCCCCUCCUCUCCCCUACAUCACUUCAUAAUCCAAUAAUCAAGAAAUCCUUUCACACAUUGCAUGUUUGCAGAGAAAAGUGCUCAUUAUAGAACGUUGAAUUGCCUUUAACUGAAUAUUGUCUUUAUUAUAAUAAAGUUGAUGCUACUGCUUUC
Molecule: messenger RNA, 1620 nt
Organism: Polyodon spathula (Mississippi paddlefish)
Lineage: Eukaryota; Metazoa; Chordata; Actinopteri; Acipenseriformes; Polyodontidae
Product: vitamin K-dependent protein C-like
Exons: 9
Coding region: 136-1461 (441 amino acids)
Biological process (GO): proteolysis; blood coagulation
Cellular component (GO): extracellular region
Molecular function (GO): calcium ion binding; serine-type endopeptidase activity
Source: RefSeq, a predicted model, not a curated record